Artibeus jamaicensis (Jamaican fruit-eating bat) is the source of this 4141-nucleotide messenger RNA. It is a transcript of the gene ACSL1, whose product is annotated as acyl-CoA synthetase long chain family member 1. NCBI's taxonomy places the organism in Eukaryota, Metazoa, Chordata, Mammalia, Chiroptera, Phyllostomidae. Gene Ontology annotation, molecular function: arachidonate-CoA ligase activity. The transcript has 23 exons. Gene Ontology annotation, cellular component: endoplasmic reticulum; membrane. Bases 360 to 2651 code for a protein of 763 amino acids. The record is from RefSeq and is a predicted model, not a curated record. Gene Ontology annotation, biological process: very long-chain fatty acid metabolic process; long-chain fatty acid metabolic process; long-chain fatty-acyl-CoA biosynthetic process.
GGCCCAGCUGAGCUGGGAGGAGGGGUGGUGCGGAGCAGCACAGAGAGCCACGGAGAAGUGGGACUGUGGGGGGCGCCCUGGCUUGGAAGUCACCAGAGAUCCAAGUUCAAGUUCUGGCUCUAUGACUUUGGACAAUUCACUGAACAUUUCUGUCCCCCAAAUGAAAAGGAGGCUGGAGAUGACGUUCUUUCGGCUGUGAAGACGAUCCACUGCCACUGAGGGUGGGACUUGAGCUGGUCUGGGAAAGAGGCUUCAGUCCGCAGGCAGAGGACUCAAAUUCAAAGCGGCACCAGGUAACAGCCCUCCACUGAUGCUGGGCACCGGCACCACUGCAGCUGGGACCACCGUGAUUGGUGAGGAUGCUGGCAGGCCUCGGGCGCCAAGAGGAACAAGAGCAUUUGGAAUACCAGCCUCCUGGAAGUAAAUUGCAUCUGAAAACCCGCAAACUCAGCCUAGGGUGGCACCGACACCGGACCAUGCAAGCCCACGAGUUGUUCCAGUACUUCCGCCUGCCGGAGCUGGCUGACUUCCGCCAGUACGUCCGCACUCUGCCCACCAACACGCUCAUGGGCUUCGGCGCCUUUGCGGCACUGACGACCUUCUGGUACGCCACGAGACCCAAGGCCCUGAAGCCGCCGUGCGACCUGUCCCUGCAGUCGGUGGAGGUGGCGGGUAGUGAUGGUGCUCGGAGGUCCCCCCUGCUUGCUAGUGAUGAGCCCCUGGAGUGUUUCUACGAUGACGUCAGGACCUUAUACGAAGGUUUCCAGAGGGGCAUACAUGUGUCAAAUAACGGCCCUUGCUUAGGCUCCCGCAAACCAGACCAGCCCUACGAAUGGCUUUCAUACAAGCAGGUGGAAGACCUGUUGGAGUGCGUGGGCUCGGCGCUGCUGCAGAAGGGCUUCAGGGCCGCCCCCGACCAGUUCAUCGGCAUCUUCGCUCAGAACAGACCUGAGUGGGUCAUCAUCGAACAGGGAUGCUUUGCUUACUCGAUGGUGAUCGUGCCCCUCUAUGACAGCCUCGGCUCCGAAGCCAUCACUUACAUAGUCAACAAAGCGGAACUGUCUGUGAUUUUUGUUGACAAGCCAGAGAAGGCCAACAUGUUGCUAGAAGGUGUAGAAAACAAGUUGACACCAGGCCUUAAAAUCAUAGUUGUCAUGGACUCCUACGGCAGCAGUCUGCUGGAACGAGGCAAGAAGUGCGGGGUGGAGGUCAUCAGCAUGAAGGCCAUGGAGGACCUGGGACGAGCAAACAGGAGGAAGCCCAAGCCUCCAGCACCUGACGAUCUUGCAGUGGUCUGUUUCACCAGUGGAACCACAGGCAACCCCAAAGGAGCUAUGCUCACCCACCGGAACAUAGUGAGUGACUUUUCGGCUUUUGUGAAAGUGACAGAGAACAUUGUCAACCCCUCCCCAGACGAUGUGCUGAUCUCUUUCUUGCCUCUUGCCCAUAUGUUUGAAACAGUUGUCGAGAAAGCAAUUGUCCUGAAUGGCAGUGACACACACAUUUCCUACCUACCACUUGCACACAUGUUUGAACAGCUCAUGCUGUGUGUGAUGCUGUGUCACGGAGCUAAGAUAGGAUUUUUCCAAGGAGAUAUCAGGCUGCUCAUGGAUGACCUCAAGGCGCUUCAACCCACGAUCUUCCCCGUGGUCCCAAGGCUGCUGAACCGGAUGUUUGACCGAAUUUUCGGACAGGCAAACACCACCCUGAAGCGAUGGCUGUUGGACUUCGCCUCCAAGAGGAAAGAAGCGGAGCUGCGCAGCGGCAUCAUCAGAAACAACAGCCUGUGGGACAAGCUCAUCUUCCGCAAAAUACAGUCGAGCCUGGGAGGGAAGGUCAGGCUGAUGGUCACAGGAGCUGCGCCUGUCUCUGCCACCGUACUGACCUUUCUGCGGGCUGCACUUGGCUGCCAGUUCUACGAAGGCUACGGGCAGACCGAGUGCUCGGCGGGCUGCUCCCUGUCCAUGCCCGGAGACUGGACAGCAGGCCACGUCGGGGCCCCCAUGCCUUGCAGUUGGAUAAAACUGGUUGACGUGGAAGAAAUGAACUACCUGGCUGCCAAGGGCGAGGGCGAGGUGUGUGUGAAAGGGCCAAACGUGUUUCAAGGCUAUUUGAAGGACCCAGCAAAGACAGCGGAAGCUCUGGACAAAGACGGCUGGCUGCACACGGGGGACAUUGGGAAAUGGCUGCCAAACGGUACCUUGAAAAUCAUCGACAGGAAAAAGCAUAUAUUUAAACUGGCACAAGGAGAGUACAUAGCACCUGAAAAGAUCGAAAAUAUCUACCAGCGAAGUGAACCUGUUGCGCAGGUGUUUGUCCACGGAGAGAGCUUGCAGGCAUUUCUCAUAGCAAUUGUGGUCCCCGACAUCGAGACACUGGGUCUCUGGGCCCGGAAGAGAGGGCUGGAAGGGUCUUUCGAAGAGCUGUGCCGGAACAAGGAUGUCAGAAAAGCUAUUCUGGAAGACAUGGUGAGAAUUGGGAAGGAGUCCGGACUGAAAACCUUUGAACAGGUCAAAGGCAUUUACCUCUGCACUGAAUUAUUCUCUGUCGAGAACGGCCUUCUGACCCCAACGAUGAAGGCUAAAAGGCCGGAGCUUCGGAAUUACUUCCGGUCACAGAUAGAUGAACUUUAUUCCACCAUCAAAGUUUAACGGGAGGAGGAAAGCUCAGAAGAAACCACACACCUCCACGAUCUUCUUCUACUGGUGGCCUUCACGUCGGUGACUUUGAUGACAGCGAGCGCGCGGAAGGGGAGGAAUGUUCAUGCCUGACUUGUGCACUUGGGGUCCUCAUCACAGGAGCAUUAGAGGAAGUGGGACACUGCCUUACGGUCACCUCGCGUGGCAGACCAUGUGUAUAUGUGGACAUAUAGAUAUAUAUACAUAUGGUGACACACAAUUUCCAAAUCGAGCCUUAAAAAUUAAGGGGGAACUGCAAACGUGCGAAGUCAUUCUCGACCUUCCUCAGUUCAGAAGGCGGGUGUGAGCGCGUCCACCUCCCUGUUUCCGUAACCGAGGAGUUAAGACUUGGCUGAGAGUCUGCUGCUCUGAGGAGUCCAGUGCACUGGAAGGGAACUGUCCCUUACGAGCAACUGUCCCCGCUGGAGAGUGUCACAAGUGGACCAGAGAUUUUUUUUCUUGACCCCUGUCACCCUCCCUUCUGCCUCUCACACACACUCUCACCCCUCUUUUGAUGAAGGCCGAUGAACCCCGUAUUUCUUCACAAUCCCCGCAUCUCCCCGUGGAUCAGAAGGUCCCCAGCGAAGCCAGGGACAGGCCAGGUCAGCACAGUGCAGAUGCCGAGUCUCAGACGAGCAGCUCCUGGCCGGGCCGAGCAGGUUCUGGCGGCCACACAGCAGAUGCCCCCGGAGCCUCCUCUGCCCCAGGGAUCGUGGACAGAAAUCCGCCUUGGACUCCGCAGUGAAAGCAAGCAUUUCCGGGAAGAACUAGUUACCCAGAACGACCGUGCUCAACUGUGACACCCUCAUAACUGUCCACCAUCGUCACUGAACCGUCCCUCUGUCUGUGAUGGCCAAUGGGUUUUUAAUGUGGUUUUCAUAUCAAAAGUUCAUGUUGUGAUUAACUGGCCUUUCCCCCAGAAUAAACUCUCAGGCAAGGCAUGUCUUUGGUGAUAUUAAGGGGGUAGAUAGACUUGGGUACCUGCGGAAAUGGACAGUAAUAAACAAACGCUUCCCUGUCAUGCUACCUGAUUUCCGUGAAAUGUGUUUGACAAGCCAAAAUUCUAGGGUGUAGAAAUCUGGAAAACUCGUGUCCUGGGGUUAACCACCCCAGGGAUUUUUUUGUUUUUUCAGUUAAUUUGGGAAAUUAGCAGCUCUUCACUUGACUGCAAGUCUUUGCCACACGCGCCUGAAUCACGCUGCGUGGGAAGCGGUCGUUUCUGGGUGUGUGAGAGUACACGCGUCACACGACGUAGGGUUUGCACUCAAGAAGCAUCACUGUAGUAACACUGUUGGGUAGCCUGACUUCGUACGUGUGUUCUUCACUGCACAGAAAGUCAAUAAUUUGUCACAUUGGGGUUUUGAAUGUUUGCUUUCAGUGUUGGCUAUUUCUAUGUUUUAUAAACCAAAAUGGAAUUUCCAAAAACAAUGAAGGAAACCAAAAUAAAUAUUUCUGCAUUUCAA